Messenger RNA from Venustampulla echinocandica, 1770 nucleotides. RefSeq lists its product as uncharacterized. Gene Ontology annotation, molecular function: methionine-tRNA ligase activity; ATP binding. The record is from RefSeq and is a predicted model, not a curated record. Gene Ontology annotation, biological process: methionyl-tRNA aminoacylation. The transcript has 4 exons. The coding region runs from base 1 to 1770 and encodes 589 amino acids. Gene Ontology annotation, cellular component: aminoacyl-tRNA synthetase multienzyme complex; cytosol. Lineage: Eukaryota; Fungi; Ascomycota; Leotiomycetes; Helotiales; Pleuroascaceae.
AUGUACAGUACAGCAAGCAGCAUCGCCAGAAAUCAAACAACUGGCUGGGCUUUGAUAGAGGAUCAGUAUGGUACCGCUAGCGAAGCAAAGGCCUUGGAAGAAGGCGUCGAUCCUGCCACCCUGUGUGCGAAAUACCACAAGAUCCACAAGGACAUCUAUGACUGGUUCAGGAUAGACUUUGAUAUAUUCGGCCAAACCCCAACGCCUCAGCAUACACAGAUCGUUCAGGAUAUAUUUAAAAAGCUAUGGGCCAACGGCUUUAUCGAAGAGCGCGAGACUGUGCAGCCGUACUGUCAAGUCCACUCUAGUUUCCUGGCGGAUCGUUUUGUCGAGGGAGAAUGUUCCAUUUGUGGUUAUGCUGACGCACGCGGUGAUCAAUGUGACCGUUGCGGCCGACUAAUGCGCGGCCCUGUUUUUCGUCAUCAAGGUAGCGAGAUGCUAAAGUAUCGCAGGGACCCAGUCGAACCGGAAUCGACAGAUGCACCCGAAGGACGUGGAGAAGGGGAGACCGAGGGCGACAAUGCUGAUACCAAAGCGACAGGAUGGCUGUUGAACCCGCGCUGCAAGCCCGACGGGGCGAAACCGGAGAAACGAAAUACGAAACACCUUUUCCUUCGUUUGGACAGUCUGACCGACAAGACUGUUGCCUGGUUUUUUGAGGACGCUAACCAGGGCUGGACCGCAAAUGCUGUAGCAAUAACGCAAUCAUGGAUUGACAAAGGCUUACAUCCACGGGCCAUCACGCGCAACCUCCGUUGGGUCGUGCCCAUUCCUCAUGUCGAAGGCUUGAGUACCGAAGAGUAUUCUUCUAAAGAGCAGUGGUGGAAGAACCCUAAGGAAGUCGAGUUAUACCACUUUCUCGGUAAAGAUAAUGUGCCAUUCCAUUCGAUUGUGUUUCCGGCAUCUCAAAUCGGCUCAGGUGAUAAUUGGACGCAGGUUCGGCACAUCUCAGCAACAGAGUACCUUAACUACGAAGGUGGGAAAUUCAGCAAAUCGAGAGGUAUCGGUGUUUUCGGUAACAGCGCCAGAGAUACUGGUAUCGAUGCGGAUGUCUGGCGGUAUUAUCUGCUAUCCAGACGCCCAGAAAACGGUACUGAUACUGAGUUCAAGUGGGAAGAGUUUAUCAGCGUUAACAACAACGAUUUACUCAAAAAUAUUGGAAACUUGGUAAAUCGAGUAGUCAAGUUCUGUCAUGCAAAGAUAGGGGGUGUUGUACCUCGCCACACGGUUUCGGAAUCGCAUCAGUCAAAUGUCAAUACCCUACUUACAUUAUAUAUCAGCAACGUCGAAAACAUGAGGCUACGUCUUGGACUGUCCACUAUCCUCCAGAUCUCAGCACUUGGCAACAAGUUCUUGCAAGACAAUAAACUCGACAACCGUCUCUUUACCGAGAGCCCCGAACUUUGCGCCAACGUCGUCGGUACAGCCCUGAAUCAUCUACAUCUACUUGCAAAUCUGCUCUCUCCGUUUAUGCCUAAAACUGCCGAAUCUAUCUUUGAGCAGUUGGGAGUUGGGUCUGUACCGAGAAUUCCUGACACCUGGGCUGCAAAUACAUUAGUAGAAGGUCACAAGUUGGGCGAACCACGGCCGCUGUUCUCGAUGAUUCCCGCGGCAAAACUAGAGGAGUGGCGAGAAGCAUAUGGCGGAAGUGCUGCACAGGAGCAGAAGCUUCUUGAAGCUGAGAGGGCUGCUGCGAAGAAAGCUGCUAAAAAGGAAAAGAAGGGAAAGAAGCAAUCGAUAAAGGAGGCUUUGAAAUCAAAAGAGCCCUAG